AUGCUUCGAAAACCAAAGACCAUCACCACCAGCAAAACUGCGCCCAAAACUCUCAAGCCUCAGAAGGCCAGGCAACUAAUUCGCAGAUUCCACAACCUCCAGAAAUGGAAGGCCAUUCUUCUCAAAAGACUCCAGCUCCAAUACCCGGAUUUAGAUGAAAAACUGUAUCUGAAGAGUCUCGGGUCUGCAUAUACACUGCAUUACCAUCUGUUUAGAUUGCCCAAAGCUACCGAAACAACUCCGGAUUCUGCUAUUACAGAUAGCAAGGCGCCAGCGGCAAAAGUCAUUGAAUGCCUAGCGAGAAUUGACGCGGAAAUCGACCAAAGAGGUGGCCUUCAUGUCUACCAAAUGGCCUCAACUGUGGGCCAGGAUCACCAGCGUGGAGGAGACUCGCUGAAAUGGCUCGUCAAGUGGUUUGAGCAACAGACCCGUCGUGCAUCAUCAACACUCGAAAUCGGCUGCCUAUCGGCAUCAAACGCUAUUCUGACAUGUGGCCGGUUUGGCGAUAUGACUAGAAUUGAUCUAAAUUCCCAGAGCCCUCAAAUUUUGCAACAGGACUUCAUGGAAAGACCACUCCCAAAGUCCAAGAAUGAUCUUUUCGACGUGAUAUCAUGCUCUUUGGUGCUAAAUUUUGUACCGAGUGCCUCUCAAAGAGGAGAAAUGCUCCAUCGCAUGACGCAAUUUCUUCGUGAGCCUACCUCCGCCUUAUUUUUAGUCCUUCCGCUUCCAUGCUUGUCAAACUCGCGGUACUUCGAUCGUGAAUGUCUCAAUGAGGUCAUGACUAGUUUGGGCUUUGAAGAGGUUCAAAGCCACGAGGCAAAGAAAGUCAUAUAUUUGCUUUACAACUGGAAGGGGAAAAGUGCCAUGACGCAAUUAUCGGCACGCAAAAAGCGUGAAAUACACUCUGGGCCCACUCGCAAUAAUUUCUAUAUUGACAUGAACCAGAAGUGA
Messenger RNA from Metschnikowia bicuspidata var. bicuspidata NRRL YB-4993, 951 nucleotides. Its product is annotated as 25S rRNA (adenine2142-N1)-methyltransferase. The record is from RefSeq and is a predicted model, not a curated record. The transcript has 2 exons. NCBI's taxonomy places the organism in Eukaryota, Fungi, Ascomycota, Pichiomycetes, Serinales, Metschnikowiaceae. Gene Ontology annotation, molecular function: rRNA (adenine) methyltransferase activity. Bases 1 to 951 code for a protein of 316 amino acids. Gene Ontology annotation, cellular component: nucleolus.